GGGGGCGCCGGUUCCGCUCCGUUUCUUAUCACGUGACCUCCCAUCACGUGACAUCCGCUUGGGGGACGUUCUAUUUCCCAGCGUGCUUUGCGCGCCUCCGUCUCUUCCGGUGCCAAGAUGUCGAAGCGAGGACGCGGAGGUUCCUCCGGAGCGAAGUUCCGCAUCUCCCUCGGUCUCCCCGUUGGAGCCGUGAUUAACUGCGCUGAUAACACAGGUGCCAAGAACCUGUACAUCAUCUCCGUGAAGGGGAUUAAAGGGCGACUGAACAGGCUGCCAGCAGCUGGAGUGGGUGACAUGGUGAUGGCGACUGUCAAGAAGGGCAAACCAGAGCUGAGGAAGAAGGUGCACCCAGCGGUGGUCAUUCGGCAACGAAAAUCAUAUAGGAGAAAAGAUGGAGUGUUCUUGUAUUUUGAAGACAACGCGGGUGUCAUAGUGAACAAUAAAGGUGAAAUGAAAGGUUCAGCCAUCACAGGCCCCGUGGCCAAGGAAUGUGCAGAUCUGUGGCCCAGGAUAGCCUCCAAUGCAGGAAGCAUUGCGUGAACACGCGUGGAGAUGGAAAUAAAAAGUACUUGUACCAAAAAA
Messenger RNA from Coturnix japonica (Japanese quail), 582 nucleotides. RefSeq names its product ribosomal protein L23 (gene RPL23). Gene Ontology annotation, molecular function: large ribosomal subunit rRNA binding; structural constituent of ribosome. NCBI's taxonomy places the organism in Eukaryota, Metazoa, Chordata, Aves, Galliformes, Phasianidae. The record is from RefSeq and is a predicted model, not a curated record. Gene Ontology annotation, cellular component: ribosome; cytosolic large ribosomal subunit. Gene Ontology annotation, biological process: translation.